Messenger RNA from Raphanus sativus (radish), 1244 nucleotides. RefSeq lists its product as uncharacterized. The record is from RefSeq and is a predicted model, not a curated record. Gene Ontology annotation, biological process: regulation of gene expression. Lineage: Eukaryota; Viridiplantae; Streptophyta; Magnoliopsida; Brassicales; Brassicaceae. Gene Ontology annotation, cellular component: peroxisome. The transcript has 4 exons. Bases 6 to 1109 code for a protein of 367 amino acids.
UUAAUAUGACAAUGACAAUGGUGGUGUGGAACAUGGAUGACUACCCAAUCCCUGAUGCUGCUGGUAUCGAAGAUGAUCUUGGUUUUAUUCGUACUAAUAUCCAACAAGUUGUUCAUCGAAAGGGCUUUCAUGGAUGGAUGGAAAUCGAUGCGUAUUGUAAGCGAAUCAACAGCGACGUAGAAGAAAAGUUGAGCAAUGCCGGAAUCAUUUACUUACCCUCAUGUACAAGAACUUACAUGUUUUCUGGUGUUAACAAAGCGGCUCCUAUGGAUAUGACUUCUAUUUUGAUUCAUUCCGCACUAACUAAUACUGAAUCAUGUGUUCCACUCUGUUUCGUGGUAAUCGCAAAGGCAAAACCGGAAGGGGAGUUAGAUAGGGUUCUCAAGUGUUUGGAAUCUAGGGGUCACGGUAUUCUCCUUAUUGAUCCGACUGCUAUCACAGGAUCUUUCUUUAGUGUGGAAUCUCUACUUGCUUGUGCACGUGUUUUACGUCCUCCUCCUCCUCGUACCGAUCUCUCCCAAGGCCAAGAGGAGGUUGAAGAAGAAGAUGCCUACAAGAUUGUAGAUUUCCUCGAGCCUAUAAGACCCGUCAAAGAGGAUAGGACAGGCGUCUUCUGGGACGCUGAAGAUUUCCCAUUCCCUCCUUUUUCCACUCCUGAUGAGAUCUAUGGCAAAAUCGAAUCAGCUCUUUUGAAAAGACGUUAUACCAAUAAGCCUUCCAUCUGGGUCUAUCUUGAUGAUGACAAGAAAGGGACUUGGAGGGGUGAUGUCCUUAUAGGUGACAAGAAGUGGUGGGCUUCCAGAAUCUACUUUCUUCCCGGAGGAGGGGAUAAAGCCGCGAGACGUAUUAGAAUGGCAAAUGACCUUCUUUUUUGGAUAAAGGACUCCUGUCCUUAUACUAGUACAUUUCAAUCAUAUUCGAUCCUCUUCUCAGAUCAAUUCAAAGAUGACGCCGAGUACGCCGAGCUGCUUAAUAGUCUCGCGUUGACCGAAGCUUGCAAUAUUCUCUCAGUAAUUCCCACUCAGGACAUCAUCAUCGAACCAGAAAGUGAUCCUGAAUGGCCAGGAUUGCUAAUAGAUGGAGGAUCCUGGCUUGGUCGGUGGGACUAGUUGGCUUGUGUUGUUCGUACCUCCCCGUUUGGUUUCUAAUUUACUUUGGUACACUAGCCGUCUUUCAUGAUUUCACUUGCAAGCAUCCCUCCUCCAUAAAACAUUAUAUUUAUGUGGUACCUAUUUGGUGUUUCG